Messenger RNA from Fonsecaea multimorphosa CBS 102226, 2391 nucleotides. RefSeq lists its product as uncharacterized. Gene Ontology annotation, cellular component: TORC2 complex; cytoplasm; plasma membrane. NCBI's taxonomy places the organism in Eukaryota, Fungi, Ascomycota, Eurotiomycetes, Chaetothyriales, Herpotrichiellaceae. Gene Ontology annotation, molecular function: phosphatidylinositol-4,5-bisphosphate binding. The coding region runs from base 1 to 2391 and encodes 796 amino acids. The record is from RefSeq and is a predicted model, not a curated record. Gene Ontology annotation, biological process: TORC2 signaling. The transcript is spliced from 2 exons.
AUGGCCCUUCUACAAAAUGAAGAUUUUGCCAUCUGGUUUCUGCGCACAUCUUACCUAGGGAGUGCGAAAGAUGGCACUGCGGAGCGACUCAUCAAUGUGAACUCAUCGAUUCUAAACAGUCCUGGAUUUCGCGCAGCAGGCUGGUCAGCGGAUCCUGUUCACCGGACAUACUCUCCACCCAUUCCGACAUCGAUCAACAGCGAGUAUCUCAAGGAAGGCGCCGACCUGCAGCAAGUAAAUUCCCAGGCUGAUGAAGAGGAUGAAGGUGGCCUCGUCACUGGGAGGACCAGCAACGACACCAUUGGUCCCGGUCUGAAUCUCAGGCGAAGAAGGAAAAAGGAGCAUGUCGAGGAUGACGACAGUAGCGAUCUCACCGACGAGUCAGAUGAGGAGGCUGACGGUGGGCAACGUGCGGCGCAACAAAUUCGCUUUGCAAAGAUGCCGUCUCGUCACCGAGCCGACUCUUCUCCAAUCCGCGGCUCGGAUGUAGACGGGGAAACGACAUCCCCAAUAAAAGGUCCCACUGACAAUCGACGCCGCACUGGAUCUCUCGGUGCUGUUGAAGCCGUGAAAGCCCGCGCCAGGCGAGAUACCACCACGAGCAGCGAUAUGUCCUCGGAAAAUGAAGUCGACCCAGCAUAUUUUCAGCGUCGUCAGGUCCAUGCAGGCCAAGGGUCUAAAUCUGCUCCCAAUCCCAAUGAAGGUCAAAUGACGACCAACGCAGAACCCGGUCAACCAGGAGAUGUGCAAGAUGACUCUGAUGCUGAAUCAGUUGGAUCUGCAAUGUCUUCUGAGCUGGGUGAUACCAUGGAUUCUGCGUCCCUCCUCAACACCAUGGAAGACACAAAUCUUACAUCGACACCACCCACGCUUGGCAGUCUGACCGGCUCGGGCUCUCGCUCAUCUCAACCAGAAUCUCCAAAGAGGCAGCGGACGUUGCCGAUCCUGCACGAACUACCGCCCCCUCGACCUAUUAGUAUGAUACAGCCCAAGAGCCUACUUACAGCGGCCCUCGGUGCCCAGAAAAAGGCUCCGAGCAACCCCAUACAAGCAUUUGCCGGUCUCUCAGGUAAAGGAACCCCGAACCCACUGUGGAUCAAGAUAUACACACCUUUCGCCAACGACGCCGAUGAACCCUUUGAGAUGCCCCUUGCUCGUACCUCUAAAGACGGUAGCAUGGUCAGCGUCGCAGAAGCGAUCGGUCACGCUCUGUGGAGAUAUGGGGAAGAAAAGCGGGAGCCUCCUCUCCGGUCUGAACAGCUCGAUGUCAAUAAGUGGACACUACGAAUGGUGGAAGAUGGAGAGGUGGAUGAUGAUUUCCCACCGCUCGUUCGCACGAGGCCAGUGGCAGAUUUCACGUACAACAACAAUAGGGGCGGCAGGGGUCGGACAAGAGAUCGUCCGUUUGAUGAAUUUGCGCUUGUCGAAGCUUCCGCUACUCAGUAUGAAGCGAACAAAAAGGAAACGCCUCAGUUUAUACCAGAACCAGCGGCCGAGGGUGGCCCUGUCGCUACGUUAGAUGGGGCUGCAUCGCAGCCUCAGGCACCCCCUCCUCUUCCCUCAAAAGCGCCACCAUCGCGAACCAACAUUCUCUUGGCUGGCCAGCCGUUCACCUCUGCGCUCAGCAACACAUCCUUGACGCCUGCAGAUCUCCCUGCGCCAGCCGCACCGCAGGCCACUCCACGCAUGGGCGCCACAAAGACCAUCAGGAUACGGUAUCUGAACCUCGAGAUGACCGCGCAGACAAUGACCAUGGAGAUCUCGACAGACGGCUACAUUGCUGAGAUUCUAGACCAUGUGUGCAAGAGAUGGAAUCUUGAGAAGGCUGGGUUUGUGCUAAAAGUGGCCGGGACCAAUACUGUUGCCCCCUUGGAUCGCACGGUGGAAGCUCUAGGUGGGCGGUCCGAGCUGGACCUCGUGCGUCGAAGGUUCGGGGCUGGUGCCAGUUUGACAGGCUCGCCGGGCAGUUCUUCGCCCAACGCGCCACUUUUACUGGACAUUCAAGGUCUCAAGAAGGGCAAGAGAGGCCAGGCUAAUCUCCCUCUGGCGCAGAAACAGGACCUCUUGUCAAGUGCCAGCAACUUCAAGAAGUAUUAUGUCACGAGGAAACAGUUGGGCGGCUUUGCUCAAGGAAGCCAGAGGGUGCUCGUGUUUGAUGGCGACAUCAUUCAUGUCAUGCCGGCAGAUACCAGCUCCAAUGCCAAAUUCAGUUCGAUUGCAUUCAACGAUAUCUUGAAGUGCAAGGUCAGCUCGAAGCACCCCAAGCUUGUCCGGAUCGUGGUGCGGCGAAUCAACGAGUCGAAACGGUAUGAUUUCGAGGCGCGGACAGCAGGGGAAGCACAGGAGAUUGUGGACGAGGUGACACGGGAGAUGAGGUUGGCGAGAGCAUGA